Molecule: messenger RNA, 1693 nt
Organism: Papaver somniferum (opium poppy)
Lineage: Eukaryota; Viridiplantae; Streptophyta; Magnoliopsida; Ranunculales; Papaveraceae
Product: probable prolyl 4-hydroxylase 6
Exons: 7
Coding region: 378-1313 (311 amino acids)
Biological process (GO): peptidyl-proline hydroxylation to 4-hydroxy-L-proline
Cellular component (GO): endoplasmic reticulum
Molecular function (GO): iron ion binding; L-ascorbic acid binding; procollagen-proline 4-dioxygenase activity
Source: RefSeq, a predicted model, not a curated record
UAGACGACGACGACGACGACGACGACGACGACGACGAACGCAAAGACUUUUACUCUUUCUUUAUCUUUGAACAGACCAUGAAACAAAGACUUGGAAAAACUCCACAAUUCCAGUGGGCGUCGUCCACAUUAAUCAAAAACUCUCAUCUUCAUAGAAUCUCACUCAACGGUUCAGAUCUACUGGUAACGCAAACAAAACCAUAACCAGAAUCAUAAAUGUGUUAGAUCUGUCCACGCCCGUGGACUGUACUAAUUAAAGGCUGUUGCUUUCUCCAUUCUACCUUCUUCUUAUUCUUCUCCUGUAUUUCUUCCCUCUUUCUCUCGUUGUGUCUAAUUUUGUAAGAAAGAAGAAUUCUUAUUUAGGGUUCUUUACAAUAAAUGGAUUUCUGGGUGUUUUUAGUGUUCAUUCUUCUUUCUCUUCUUAAUUUCUCUCAUUCUGCAUAUCUCCCUCGUUGGCUUGGUGAUAACAAAGAUGAUGGGUCUCACUUAAAAAUGAAAGGAAGCCCUCCUGGUUUCGAUCCAACCAGAGUUACUCAACUUUCAUGGCGCCCAAGAGCUUUUUUGUAUAAGAAUUUUCUGUCUGAUGAAGAAUGUGACCACCUCAUUACUCUGGCAAAGGAUAAGCUGGAAUUAUCAAUGGUGGCUGAUAAUGAAUCAGGUAAGAGCGUAAAGAGUGAAGUCAGAACAAGCUCAGGAAUGUUUCUCACUAAAGGACAGGAUGAAGUUGUAAAGAAUAUUGAGGAAAGAAUUGCUGCUUGGUCUUUCCUUCCGGAAGAAAAUGGGGAGGCGAUGCAAAUACUGCACUAUGAGAAUGGUCAAAAGUACGAGCCACAUUACGACUAUUUCCAUGACAAGGUGAAUCAAGAAUAUGGAGGCCAGCGGAUUGCAACUGUACUUAUGUACUUGUCUAAUGUAGAGAAGGGUGGUGAGACAGUCUUCCCUGACUCAGAGGCGAAGGCGUCUCAAGUGAAGGACGAGUCUUGGUCUGACUGCGCCAAAAAGGGAUAUGCAGUGAAAACCAGGAAAGGUGACGCAUUGUUAUUCUUCGGCCUCAACUUAGAUACAUCACAGGAUCCAACAAGCUUACAUGGUAGCUGUCCUGUUAUCGAAGGUGAGAAAUGGUCUGCAACCAAGUGGAUCCAUGUUAGAGAUUUUGAUAAACGGACGACAAGAAGCACUGAUGCAGGAUGCAUAGAUGAGGACAAACACUGUGAGCAGUGGGCUGCAGUUGGUGAAUGUGACAAGAACCCAGUUUAUAUGGUGGGUACUAAAGAUGCCGCUGGAUAUUGUAGGAAGAGUUGCGGCGUUUGUUGAUUCUCAGACUGACAAGAAUCUUAUUGUCAGGUUCUUGAGUUUUGUUUUCCUUGGUUUACUUAUUAGGGCAAGUCAUAUCAGAGUUGUACUACUUGAUGUACAUAACAAUUGAAAUAUGAGUUACUGAAUAUCAGAAUCUGGGCGGAUCAAACUUCCGGUUAGCCCUUUGGAAGUAUAGUAGUGUAGUAGUAAUUAUAAGUGCAGAUAUUUCUUGCAUCCUCGUAUGGAACAUGGUGAAGCGUAAUAAAAUGUUGGGUAAUAAUGUCGCUGAGGGUAAUAAUGUAGAUGUAAUGUCAGCUAAAUUCAACUCUGGCUGAGCACUAAGUUGUUGAUUUUGGUAGUGCACAAGUUGAAAAGUGGCACCGUCAUUUUGGCUUGCA